GGUGACAUCAAUGCACAAUUUCGCCGUAUAAAUCAUUAAAAGUUUAAGUGAGCAAAGUAAAUGCUGCCAAGAAAGUAAAUGAAAUUAUGUGAGUUUCAUUCAUGUUGACAUUAAUAUUUAAUUUAAAUUACUUAACCAAAAUAAGUAUGUAAAAAUUAAUUUACAUAAUUAAAACUUUUGAUUUGAAUCAUGAAUGUUGCUGGUAUAAAACUUAAUAAAAAUAAUACAAUUUAAUAUGUGUGUUUACCUCAAUGUGCACUAAUUAAACCCACUUGAUUAUGACCUAACCAAACAGAGUGACUAAUUGCUGGAGGUAAAAUUAAUAGGCUUCAUUUGUAGAUUAUGUAGGUAGGUAUUAAAUUAGGUUAUGCAUAGUAUUAUGUUACAUCAGUCAUUAAAUUGACUAGACUUGGGUACCACUGCAGAAACAAUAUCUAAAUAUUUUGAGGUCAAAUCUUAAUAGAAUAGAACAGCCACUUUGAGGUCAAAUUAGGGCUUGAGCUCCGGAAUUCCGGUUUUAACAAAAUUCCGGAAUUCCGACAUAUUUCAGUAUCGUUUGUAAAUACCGGAAUUGGAUGAGCAAAACCGGUAUUUCGAUAUUGAAAAAAAAUAAAAUAAAAACGCAGCUUGAGUCGCGGCACGUCCGCGUAGCGCGGCACGUCCGGCGCCGGCCGAUCAACUGUCGCUUCGGUUUGGCCGAUCCGCCCGCAUCGCCGCCAUUUGAAUACGGAUCGUUACAAGAAUCACACGCGAACGAGAACGAUCGAACGUGUAAUAAAUACAUUUAAAAUGUAAGUUUCAAGUUCUUAUUUUACAGAAUUAACUACAUUCAAUACUUGUUCACUUUUAAGUAAAAUAUUGAUUUUAUUUCAUUGGUCGACAACGGUUCACUUCGUAUGUAUGUAAUAUAUAUACGGGACGCAGAGACAACCUAAUGUUUGGCAAAAACAAAGUCGUAAGAAAAGAAGUGACUAAGAAACCGUCACUAUCAAAACCCGCACAAUAUUUGGAAUUUAAUAAAAGGAAAGCGGACACAUCAGUUUGGAACCAUUUUCUUAGGGCGGAAGAUGGGCAAUCCGGUAAAUGCAAAUUAUGCUUUAAAAUUUUAAAAUGCCACGGUGGUGCGACAACAGGUUUGCAUGUACAUUUGAAAUCUACCCACGCUAUUGAUCUGAAAGAGAAAAAAAACCUUUUGCUGUCUCAAUCAGAAACUCAAUGUAGUACUUCCGUUACUCCUAGCACCAGCAACAGCAUGCCCAGAGCAGCAAAAAAGCUUAAAAUGAUCACUGCCUUUUUUGACACAUCUCUAGAGCUGGCUGUAAAAGUGUCAAGGAUGGCCGCUCUUGAUGGCAUUCCUUUCAGUAAAUUUUGCACAUCUGAAGACCUUCGAGAUCUUUUCCACAAAUGUGGAUAUAAUUUGCCGGCGUCUGGUAGCGCUAUAAGAGACAUUGUACUUAAUCAGCACAAAUUCUUAAAAAAACAACUCCGACAGCAAAUUUCACAAGAUAAAACAAGACGAUAUUCUGUAUCGCUUGAUGAGUAUACAUCAAUCCGCAAUAGACGUUACAUGAAUGUUAAUUUACACUCCGAUAAAUUUAAGGAUAACUUCAAAAAUCUCGGCCUUGUGAGAAUUGUAGGCAGUAUGCCUGCAAUAACAGCAUACCAUUACUUGAAACAACAUCUUAAAGAAUUUGCUGUUGAUUUGGACAAAGACGUUGUUUGCUUAACAUCUGAUGGGGCUGCAGUUAUGGUUAAAAUGGGGCGAUAUUACAAGGGCUACCAUCAAAUUUGUCUGGCUCAUGGCUUACAGUUAGGAGUGAUUGAUGUCUUAUAUAAAAAAGAAAACAGUGAAUAUAAUGAAAGAGGUGAUACUGAAACGAGACAGGAGGAUUUUGUGGCCAUGGAUAUAACUGAUAUUGUUGAUAUAUCUGCUUCUGAAUAUGUAGAAAAUGAAGAUCAGAUAUUAGAAGAUAAUGACGAUGAAGAUGACGAAGAAAUUGGAGGUUUUGAGAUUGAAGGGGCCUCUGUACAGCAAGAAAUGGAAAAAAGACAAUUAAACUUUGAAAAUGUUAUUGAAAAGAUUAGAAAGCUGGUCAGGUCAGUACGAAAAUCAAGCUUAAAAAAUGAAGCCAUACAAAAAUACGUAGUAGCAGAAUAUGGAAAAGAACUGAACCUCAUUCUUGAUUGUAAAACUAGAUGGUCAAGUUUAAGCGAUAUGAUUGAAAGGUUUUUAAAGCUCAGGUCUGCUAUCACCAAAGGAUUUCUAGACUUAGACAUAGUAGUGCCUGUCAAUGAAGAAGCAGUAGCAGUACUUAAAGCUUUACACGAAAGUCUUCAUGUCGUUAAGAUAACUGUAGAGUCGCUUUGUCAGAGAGACGCUGAUUUGAUGACGGCCGAUACAGCUCUUAAAUUCAUGUUAAAGUCUUUAGAUAGUAACCAAAACGGUAACAUUAGCAAAAAUCUGGCACAAAGCCUUAGGAACCGCAUUAAGGAAAGACGUCUCCCUAUAGCAUCUGUUUUGGUGUAUCUUUACGAUUCAGAAGAUUAUCACGAAGACAACUUUGACCGUGAGACAUUUUCUAAACCGACAAGCAACGAAAUGUUAGAAGAAAUUGUGAAAAUAAUUAAAAGGUUGGACGAUUCACUAAGCCCGGAAGAAGAAAACUGUGAGAAGUCUGCUGAAGAAAACGUGAAUGAAGAAGCACAAGGAAUGAGUAUGAAACAAAAAUUACAAGAAACUAUUCAGAGACGAAGAGUUACUAUGAAAAGUAAAAAGAAAACAACAAAUAUUGAUCUGGAAAGUUUGCUAAGAGUUGAAAUGGCGGUAUUUGAAAACGGCGGCGGAAGAGGUCAAUAUCUGACUAAAUGUUUCGAAUAUUUAAAAACAAUUCCACCUACCAGUGUGGAGGCUGAACGCGCGUUUUCAGCAGUUUCAAACGUUUGUAGCCGUGUGAGAAGUUCGUUGAAAGACAACAGUUUAGAUGCACUAACUUUUUUAAAAUUUCAUUACCAACAGAAGUCUAUCUGAGCUGUGGGUAAUUUUUAUUUAAUUAGUAAUUUUAUUAAAGUAAAUAGCUCUUUUAAUGGUUUUUUAUUUCUACUUAUAACAAUAGCCCUUAGUUUCAUUAUAAUAUAGUUGUAUGCCAUUUUAGAAGGAAGCUUCAAAUUCCGGAAUUCCGGAAUUCCGGAACUGGAUUGCUUAAUAUCAGAACUCAAUUCCGGAAUUGAAAAAUGAUCCGAUAUUCAA
Amyelois transitella is the source of this 3247-nucleotide messenger RNA. RefSeq lists its product as uncharacterized. The transcript has 2 exons. The record is from RefSeq and is a predicted model, not a curated record. Bases 935 to 3028 code for a protein of 697 amino acids. Gene Ontology annotation, molecular function: DNA binding; protein dimerization activity. NCBI's taxonomy places the organism in Eukaryota, Metazoa, Arthropoda, Insecta, Lepidoptera, Pyralidae.